This is a messenger RNA of Myodes glareolus (Bank vole), 2928 nucleotides long. Its product is annotated as MHC class I-like protein MILL2. Lineage: Eukaryota; Metazoa; Chordata; Mammalia; Rodentia; Cricetidae. Gene Ontology annotation, biological process: immune response. The record is from RefSeq and is a predicted model, not a curated record. Gene Ontology annotation, cellular component: external side of plasma membrane.
GAAAGGAGUUUGUUUAUCACCCAGUCAUCAGAGGAAAAUGGAAGCCAGUCCGGGAAAUCCCGGCAAAAGCAGAUUCACAGUCCUCCUGUAUGUCUCACUGCUGCUCCUGAGGGAUCCAGGGCGAUCCUGCCCCUGGGAAACCCAUACACUGCGCUAUCAACUCACAGUCUUGUCUCCAGAAGAUGAUUGGCAGCUCCCAUUCCCAAUCCUGAUAUACAUUGACGAUGAUCUCUUCCUGCGCUACAAUGGGGACAGCAGGAGAGCAGAGGCCUGGGGGCCCAGGCUCAAGGGACAUGCAGGAGCUGAAACCUGGACAAGAGAGACUGAGGACUUUCGGAAGAAGGAGGAGCAACUCAGGAGGAUGCUGGCUGAAGUCAUAAACCAGCAGGGCCGGAACAAGGGCCUUCACAUCCUCCAGGAAACCUUGGGCUGUGAGCUUCGGGAAAAUCGGAGCACUGGAGGCUUCUGGCGCUUUGGCUACAAUGGACAGGACUUCCUCACCUUUGACCAGAAGACUCUCACGUGGACAAUGGCUAUGCCCUUCACUCAGCAGACCAAGACCUUCUGGGAGAAACAUGCGCCCAGAGCUGAUGAAGUUAAAACUUUCUUGGAGGACAUAUGUCCUACUCAGCUCCAGGGAUACCUGGCUUCCAUGAGGAACUGUCGGAUGGAUAAAGGCACCCCAACGGUGAAGGUGACCAAUAGGACAUAUCCAGUGGGCAGGAUCACCUUGACAUGCCGGGCUUUUAAUCUGUAUCCUCCUGUGACCACCCUGACCUGGCUUCAGGAUGAGAAGCCAGUACAGCAGCGGAUCUUUGAGCCUAGGACCAUCCUGCCCAGUGGGGACGGGACCUACCAGACCUGGGCAUCUGUUUGGAUUCUUCCUGGACAGGAAUCAGAGUUCACCUGCUACCUGAGGCAGUAUAAUAUCAAGGUCCCUGCUGUCCCUAGUGAGAAAAUGGGACAACUAUCCACCUCAGAGGGUAGGAGGCAGGGUCAGGAAGGAUCCAUAGGUCACACAAUGACCAGUGAUACUGCUAGCUCCCCUCCUGCCUCAACUCUAUCUGCACUCACCAUUGUGUUGGUGGUGGUGGUUCUGGCUAAAGACAACUGAAGCUAGAACACCAAGGACAGAAAACUGCCAGAGAGAGAGCCCUGUCUGACAGAAAAUACAGCUCGCUUGAUUUGACCAAAGAAUUUGGCUAAUUGUCUCUACUCUUGUUCAGCGGGAUAAACUAUUGGAGGCCCCAGUGAGAUCAAGACCCCCAACCCAUAUUCUGAAGCCAGACCUUCAACUCCAGGACUCCAGACCCAAAUCCUGCCUUGGAAGGUGCACACCUUGAAGAUCUUACAAGACUCCAAUGCAUACUUUAGGUUUGGUAGAUGUUGUAGUGGGCGGUAGCACUAAUAAGAAACCAGGAAGCCCCUGUCUGAGGAGUGCUCCAUUGGUGAGUCAUAGAAGGCAGCUCCUUCUAUGGCAGCGUUUCUCAAUCUGUGGGUCUCGAUCACUGGAGAACACAUAUUUCCUAUAAUCUUAGGAACUGACAGCCCACUUGGUAGCAAAAUUAUAGUUAUGAAGCAGCUAUGAAAAUAAAUUUAUGGUUAGGAGUUCCUAAGACCCUCCCUCAUAAAUCGAUGCUUCCUGAUGGUCAUGAACCACGGUUGAAAACCCCUGUUCUAUGGCAUAGUUGUACUGUUUCUAAUGGAUCCUGUCUAAGGACAGAGAGGUCCCUGGUGAGGUAUAAGAACUCCUGUCCCGAGCAAUAGCAAGGCAUUUCGGGGUCUUAGUGUAUUAUUCUUGGUCCCCUGUGCUUUGUUCUGUAUGUUGUUUCUCUCCUGCCCAGGGCACUAGUGAAAAGUCACUCUGCCCGCCUAGUUCUGGCCUCUGGGGACCAAGAAGGAUAUCUGAAAGUCAAGUUAAAUGUAUGAAUGUAGGUGGGCAUCACAUGCUUUGUUUUUGACCAGUCUCUUUGGGCUACAUGAACAUUCUCUGUGCUAUGUUUAAUGGUUAUGAUUUUUGCUGACUCUGUCCCUUGAACAUUUUGUGUUCUAUGGUUUCAUUUUUGCCCUGUCUGUCUCUUUAACUCUUCUGCCCUGCUUUGCCCCCCUCCACCUGCCAAAACAGCAGCCACUGAAGCCCAGAGAAAACUUUGUUUUCCCUUCCUGAGUAGGCUGAUAGGUGCAGGCUUUGGACGCACAUGCAUAGCCAGAGCAGGCAGAUGGACAGCAAGGACUUGAAGGGGAAGGUGGGAAGCUGGAUGAACAGGCAGUGGGAGCCAGGAUCUGGGAUCUGCCCCAGCACUUGUGUUACCCCACAAACUCCCCAAGGGUGAAUCCCAGUGGAUCCUUCCUGCCUCCUCACCCCAGGAAAAUCACAGCUUACAAAGUGAGGAGGGAGAAGUACACCCAGCAGGAGAAGAUGGGGCAGUGAUCACUUUGGUUGUUUGCCAUGACUGCUUUUUCUGUCCUUGAGUUUCUCUGGUCCCUCCUACUGGUUACUGAAUUGAAUUUAGCAGGGAUUCAGGGGGUUUUUUUAGAUACAGACUCUAUUGAAAUAUCAUUUUACACUGCUCUGCUUGAUGGAAAAGCUGGCUGUGGAGUUGGGCCAUCGCUCCUGCUUCUCUAGACCCAAGCACAUUUAUUUAAAAUUUUUCUGUCUGCUCUAUGAACCUUCUAUGAGACACCUGAUUUUAUGAUAAAAAUAGAACAAAGCAAAACAGCCAAAAAAAAAAGCAGGGCAGUGGUGGCUAGCAUCUUCAAUUCCAGCUCUCAGAAAGUAGAGACAGGUAGAUCUCUGAGUUAAAAGCCAGCCUGGUCUACAGACAGAGUCUAGGGUGCCAAAAAAAAAAAAGAGAACAAAAAUAAAAAGAAAUUCAGAGGGAAAUGAGGAUUUCAAAAAUGAUGUCCCACAGGUAACUCUAGAGCAAA